Glycine soja is the source of this 1168-nucleotide messenger RNA. Its product is annotated as fasciclin-like arabinogalactan protein 12. Bases 85 to 978 code for a protein of 297 amino acids. The transcript has a single exon. NCBI's taxonomy places the organism in Eukaryota, Viridiplantae, Streptophyta, Magnoliopsida, Fabales, Fabaceae. The record is from RefSeq and is a predicted model, not a curated record.
GUCAUCAACGCAUCAACUCCUCAUUGCAAUUAUAAUUCCUAUCAUUUCCUAUAUCAUCUAAACCUUCUUUUAACAAAAACCAAAAUGAUGAACAAGCAAUCUGUCUUGCCCUUCUCACUAGCAUUGCUAGUUUCAUUUUUGAAUUGCACCGCCACCUUAGCCCAAUUAUCACCAGCUUCUGCCCCUCUCAAACCACCCCAACCUGCUCCUACCAUACCAGCUGCUGCUCCUCAACAACCAUUGGUUCCUUCAUUGCCACAAUCACCAAGUGAUUCCACCCCUGACAGUACUCCAACUGUUGACAUUGUUGGAAUCCUGAGAAAGGCAAAGUCAUUCAACAUCCUAAUCCGCCUCAUGAAAACCACCCAAUUGAUCAACCAACUCAAUGCACAGCUCCUCACUACUAAAUCCGGAGGCAUCACCAUUCUUGCCCCAGAUGACAGUUCCUUCUCUGAACUCAAAGCAGGCUUCCUCAACUCUCUUUCUGAUGGCCAAAAGCUCGAGCUCUUACAGUUCCACGUUAUUUCAGACUACGUGUCUAGCUCCAACUUUGAUACACUGACCAACCCCGUGAGAACACUGGCAGGGGCUAAACCUGGAAAGGUGGAACUGAAUGUGAUAAGUUAUGGAGGGAGUGUGAACAUCUCGACGGGUGAGGUGAACACCACCAUCACUGGCAUUAUAUAUACCGAUAAACAUCUUGCUUUAUAUAAGGUGGGAAAGGUGCUUCUUCCUAUGGACUUCUUUGUUGUUGCCAAGGCACCUGCAAAGGCACCCUCGUUGGCACCAGAACCUUCAAGUGACGCGGCAAAGGCGCCUAAAGCUGAUAAGGAUGAGUCAUCAUCUUCAGAUUCGUCACAGGUUAAUUCCGCUGAACAGAACUCUGGCACCGCCAAGAUGAUCAGUGUGUAUGGAAAGUGGGUGUCAAUUGGACUUGGACUUGGACUUGCAUUGGUGGCAACAACGAUGCAAACUUGAUUGAGACGGAUGCACUCUUUAAACACCCAUGUGUCUUUAUAUAUGUGUUGUCUUGUUUUGGACUUAGUAUAUAUACUGUAUGUUAGCCUAGGAAGAUUGUGCUGUUUUCUUUUUUCUUCAAGAAUAAUUUUCCUAAAAUAUGUAGAACUAGUACUAAUAUUUUAAACUACAGGUGGACAAAAUUAAAGAA